UCAGACUAGAGGCGUUUUUAAACAAGACUUGUUGAUAUUAUUUGUCGCUGUUUUCUAUCGACCCCGGCGCAAGACUUUCGGUUAACUAAUAUCGAUGGGGACGACUACACCCAGUAUCAGCCUAGCAGCCGACGUGGACACGAUACCCGGAAUAGACGAACCAACGCGUGUGGUUCUACGGAGACUACGAGGGCAAGGAUUCGAUGGGACAAAUUUGUCUUUACAUCGACAGCAGCUCGCAGCUGUGUUAGUGUUACUUUAUUCGGAUAGCACGGGCUCAAUCCAAGUGCUCCUCACCACACGAUCUAAAUCACUGCGGUCUCAUCCUGGACAGACAGCGUUACCGGGAGGUAGAAUUGACGAAGAGGAUAGGGAGCCAAAGGUUUUAUGGGGUGCUUUUAGGGAAGCAUACGAGGAAGUCGGGUUACCCUUUCCUUCCAGUCUGAUUAUCGACAGUGACAAUGACAUCCCACAUAUACCGAACAUCCACAUCCUCUGUACACUCUCCCCACAUAUAUCCCAAUGGGGUAUCAUUGUCGUUCCAGUUGUCGCUUAUCUCUCCGGACCAGUAUCCUCCUCCGCGUCCUCACCACCAUUGCAUACCUAUAUCCUGACACCAACUCUAACACUCCAAGCAAACCCCACCGAAGUCGAUCGAAUAUUCACACAUCCCUUGGAAUCAAUCCUAGAUCCUUCCUCCUCCGUCUCCAUCAGAGAUUUGGCGGAGAAAGGAUCAGAGGAUUGGCCGUACGAUGAAGAGCUUUACAACUACACCGACCGCGUUUAUCCACAACUCGGCCCUAACCACAACAACAACACCGACACCACCGACAACAUCCCCAGCUCCAUUUAUAGAAUGCACCGCUUCCGCUCAGUAGCGUCACCCAUAAAAGGAUUGACUGCUGAGAUUCUGCUCCGCACAGCCUACAUCGCCUAUGCCCGUCCUCCCACCGCGCCGAUUGAGCAAUACGCUCCUGGGCAGGUGAGAGGCUUCAAGGAUGCGUAGUGUAUAGACUGUUUUCUGGUGGGGUUUUGGUGUUUGUGGGAAAGAGUGGGUGGAGUCAAUGUAUCUUUGGAUGCAUUAGAUCUUUAAAUGGAAUGAGGACGGAGGACGGAAGAUGGAUAAAGGAGAAAGGAGAAAGGAGAAGGAUGAUGGGUUGUUGGUUUUGUUCCGUGUUGGUGGAUUGAGAGGGGAUGGGAGAUGAAGGGAGUGAGGUAAGAGGUUAUGUUAUGAGUAGAAUCUCUGAGGAAAUGAGGGGAUACAAGAGACGAGCAGAAACAAUAGAGUAUAACAGGAUGCGUAGAAAGGGAACAUGAGAGGAUAUGGAGAUGAGAGUGUUUAAAGAAGAGGAUAUGGUACAAUCUAGAUGAGAGUGUUCAGACUAUGAAAAGAUAUGAUAGAUGAGUGAGAGAAGAGAAGUUCAUGAGAUGAU
Molecule: messenger RNA, 1433 nt
Organism: Lentinula edodes (shiitake mushroom)
Lineage: Eukaryota; Fungi; Basidiomycota; Agaricomycetes; Agaricales; Omphalotaceae
Exons: 5
Coding region: 95-1006 (303 amino acids)
Biological process (GO): coenzyme A catabolic process
Molecular function (GO): acetyl-CoA hydrolase activity; coenzyme A diphosphatase activity
Source: RefSeq, a predicted model, not a curated record